AAGCUGAAGCAUCUUUCAAAAAUGGAGGUGAUUGCAAAUAAUCCUACUGGCUGCAACUAUAUUCUGGGAUUUGACAACCUCAGAAGCCAAAGUGUUGCACCUCCACAAUGGACAAUGCAUAAUACAGAUGACAGGAAUCGGCUUCUUCAUGGCAUUCUAAAUAUGUGUAAAGAGAUGUUAGGCCGCCUUCCCAAAGUUGUUUUUAUAGACAUUGUUGAGAUGGCUCUGUGGGCUAAGGGUUGCAAGUGCAGUCAUAACAGGCUUCAAGUUGGACAUUCUCGUAGUCUAUUUUUGUGACAUCGCAUAAAUUUUACAUCUUCAGUCAUCGCCAUAAUCAUACUAUUGAUUCACCAUCAUGUUUAUUAAACUGGUUCGGGAGAACCAACCUGCAAUUACUGAUCAAGUAACCACAAGAGAUACCCAGUUGUAUCUGUUUUGACACCAACUGAUUCCAAAGUUCCCGUUGAGAAUGAUCUUGUUCCACAAGCUGAAGAGGAGGACAUGGAGGCUCUACUUGGCAC
Messenger RNA from Dioscorea cayenensis subsp. rotundata (Guinea yam), 521 nucleotides. RefSeq names its product exocyst complex component SEC3A-like. NCBI's taxonomy places the organism in Eukaryota, Viridiplantae, Streptophyta, Magnoliopsida, Dioscoreales, Dioscoreaceae. The transcript is spliced from 4 exons. The record is from RefSeq and is a predicted model, not a curated record. Bases 22 to 297 code for a protein of 91 amino acids.